This is a messenger RNA of Candoia aspera, 1558 nucleotides long. RefSeq names its product pleckstrin 2 (gene PLEK2). Gene Ontology annotation, cellular component: plasma membrane. Bases 450 to 1526 code for a protein of 358 amino acids. NCBI's taxonomy places the organism in Eukaryota, Metazoa, Chordata, Lepidosauria, Squamata, Candoiidae. Gene Ontology annotation, biological process: intracellular signal transduction; actin cytoskeleton organization. The record is from RefSeq and is a predicted model, not a curated record. The transcript is spliced from 9 exons.
ACUGCUGCCCACAUCCCACCAACUCAAAAGUACCUGCAAUAUACUGACAGUCAGGAUGUUAAUAUAACAAACCUUGGAAACUCCCAGUGAGCAAAACGUUGUAGCCUCCGGUAAGUUCUUGGCUUCCACAUACUAAAGAAUCUUCUUCCUGUGAUGUGUAAUCAAAUGGAUGACUCAUAUUACCUGAGGCACUCAGUCAGUUUGAGCCUUUACGAUUGUAAAUAAGGCUUUAUGGAAUGACCUUGUUCACCGUUUUGUAAUCUUUUAAGGACAGGUGCUCUCUCAUUGCCAGCUCAGUGUUUGCUUUCUCUGUCCUGGGUAGGGAGGGGACCAGACGUCAGCCUGAAGUGGUGGGAGGAAAGUCAGUCCGCCUCUUAAAGCCUCACAUUAAGAACUGGUUUGCAGUUGCUUUGCAAGAUUCUCAACAGGCACAUUCUUCUGUUGACUGCAUGCCCAUCAUGGAGGAAGGAAGGGGGAUUCUGAAAGAGGGCUUUCUAGUUAAAAAGGGCCACGUUGUCCCCAACUGGAAGACAAGGUGGUUUGUUCUUUUCCAGGACAGGCUGCUCUAUUAUAAAGUGGUGGGAGGCAAGCAGGAGCCUUCUCCAAGGGGGAGGAUUUUUCUGGAUGGCUGUACGAUUACUUGCCCAUGUUUGGAAUAUGAGAACAGGCAGUUAGUUAUUAAGCUAAAGACAAAAACCAACACAGACUAUUUCCUUGACUGUUGCUCUCGAGAAGAGCGUGACAUUUGGGCUUUGGAUAUAACUGGUGCUAUUCAUGCUGGCAAUCCAGUGCAAGUUCAGCAACUUCAUCUCAUGAGAAACUCCUUCAAACUUCCUGCAAAUAUCAGUCUGAAUCAUAUUGUAGACAAAAUGUAUGACAGCAGCAGUGGAAUCAAGAUAACACCCAACACAGGACAAGGCAGCUUGUAUAAAGAAAGCUUUACAGGCUCCAUAUUGAUAGAUUGGUUGAUUUCCAAUAGUUUUGCAGCUUCCCGGCUUGAAGCAGUCACACUGGCCUCUGUGUUGAUGGAUGAAAAUUUCAUUAAACCUGUGGGAGUCCGCAGCACUGGAGCCAUGAGGAAUGGAGAUUUGGCUGAGCAAUUUUUAGAUGACUCUACUGCCUUGUAUGCAUUUGCUGAAAGCUAUAAGAAAAAGGUUAAUACUAAAGAACAGCUUAAUAUUAACAUUCUUGAACUGAGUGGCACAAUUUUAAAGCAAGGCUUUUUGAUAAAACAGGGGCACAAGAGGAAGAACUGGAAAGUGAGGCGCUUUGUCCUGAGGUCAGACCCUGCUUUCCUACACUACUAUGACCCCACAAAGGAAGAUAACAAACCAGUUGGGGGAUUUUCUCUCCGUGGUUGCCUUAUCUCAGCACUGGAAGACAACGGAGUCCCAACAGGAGUGAAAGGAAAUGUGCAGGGCAACCUCUUCAAAAUCAUCACAAAGAAUGACAUUCACUAUUACAUACAGGCUAGUUCCAAGACAGAAAGAGCUCACUGGAUCGAGGCAAUCAAGCCACUAACAUAGAAGAUGUACCAAAGUGCGUUAAUGGGACAGUG